AUGGAUGUCAAUAGAGCCCUUCUAACAUCUCACAUUUGGAGCAUUAUUACCAAUCGAAAGUCCCUUUGGGUACAAUGGAUUCAUUCAUACAAGUUGAAAGGUGCUAGCUUUUGGGAUGUCCAGAGUCGUUGUAACAUCAGCUGGGGAUGGAGGAAACUAUUGGCUCUUCGCACUAGAGUUCGAUCUUGCUUUUGGAAGUCUAUUCGAAACGGAUGCAACACUAAUGCGUGGAGUGAUAAUUGGUGUGAUUAUAGUCCCCUUCGGUCGUUUAUAUCCCCUCGAGUCAUUGCAAAUGCUGGGUUAUCUUUACGCUCUAUGGUUGCUGAUCUUAUUGAUGAAAAUGGCCAAUGGUUAUGGCCUCAAGCAUGGUAUGACCUAUUUCCGGUUCUUAUUGAUGUCAAUGUUCCCCAGAUUAUUCCUGAUGUGGAAGAUCGGUUCCACUGGAAGGACACAGAUGGUAGAUUUCAAGAUUUUAAAACUUGGGAGGCUUGGAAUAGCUUGAGACAUAGAGAGGGAACGGUGUUCUGGGUAAAUGCGGUCUGGUUCAGUCAAUGCAUCCCUCGACAUUCCUUCCACUUGUGGUUAGUCAUCAAAAACAAGCUGAAGACUCAAGACAGAUUGGCAGAUUGGGAAGCGGGCAGCGCUACAAAUCUGAGACUCAUGUGUUGCCCCUUGUGUAAACAGGACCGUGAUUCUAGAGAUCAUCUUUUCUUCCAGUGCCCUUAUGCUUCGGAGGUUUGGGGCUUAGUGAGGAAUAUGGUAGACAUGGGAAGUGUUACGGAUUCGUGGUCCUCUAUUAUGUUAUGGAUGGAACUCAAUGCUCAUUUGAAGACCUUAGAGCAUAUUAUUUGUAAGAUCUUACUAUCAGCUACAACGUACUUUAUAUGGCAAGAAAGGAAUAGUCGAUUGUUCUCGCAACUUCAAAGGAAGACGUGUGAUCUCUCGAAGACCAUUAUUGAUUCGGUUCGGCUGAGGAUUAUGGGUUUCAAACUUGGUAGAGAGCCGAAGCAUAGGAAGAUAUUGGAGACAUGGCUGAUCUCGAAGAAUAUGGAGCUGAAUCCGGGCUAA
Messenger RNA from Helianthus annuus (common sunflower), 1068 nucleotides. RefSeq lists its product as uncharacterized. The record is from RefSeq and is a predicted model, not a curated record. NCBI's taxonomy places the organism in Eukaryota, Viridiplantae, Streptophyta, Magnoliopsida, Asterales, Asteraceae. The transcript has a single exon. The coding region runs from base 1 to 1068 and encodes 355 amino acids.